GUUCUACUCGUUUCUUCCGGGAGCUGCGUACAUGCUUGGGUUUUCCCAAAGGCAACAGUGUGGUCCCUCUCACCAGGCAACACUGGUUAUGGCCUUGACAUCUCCAAGAACCUGUGAUGUGGUCUUCAAGCUACCUGAGCUUACAAUUUACGACAGAGCCAUCAGGCUUCCCCUGCCAUUCCCUUCAAGACCAAGUGCACUGGUUUCAGCACUGCCGUCCCAUGACCGGAACGUCUUUUUGCAAGCAACGCUUUCAAUCAUUGACAGCUUUAAAGCUCGUUGUUCAGUUUUCCAAAAUAGGAUCACAACCUUCAAUAGAGUUGAAUUUAACUAUUCAAUGCCUGCAAAUUGCUACCAUGUCGUCGUGCAGGACUGUAGUCCAGAACUGAAAUUCCUGGUGAUGAUGAAAAGACUUGAAGAGUCUGCUGACCUUACAGCAAUAAAUGUCAGACUCGCCAGCCAUCAGGUGGACAUGUAUGUUUCCCAUGGACUCAUCCAGUUGAAGAUUAAUGGUGUUCAAGUCUCAACAGAUGUUCCAUACACAUCUAAUUCUGUUUCAAGCAUGCUGAUCAGCAGCGAAAAAGAAGGCCUGUUGCUAAAAGCCUCGGAUUAUGGCAUAGAUCAACUAUACUACGAUGGGCACAGACUUGAGAUUCAAGUUGCUUUCUGGAUGGCUGGAAAAACAUGUGGUAUUUGUGGAAAAUACGAUGCUGAGAAGGAAAGGGAAUAUCAAAUGCCCAGUGGAUAUUUAGCUAAAGAUGCAGUGAGUUUUGGACAGUCCUGGAUCAUCUCAGAAGACCCCUGUGCUGGAGCUUGUAAGCUGCAGCGCAAAUUUGUCAAAAUUGAGAAGCCCGUUGCAUUUGAGAAGAAGGCUGCAAAAUGCUUCUCUGUGGAGCCAGUUCUACACUGCGUAGAAGGCUGUUCAGCAACCAGGACUGUUCCUGUCUCUGUGGGCUUCCACUGUGCGCCAGCCGACUCUGCUGUCAACCUGGAAGGGCAGAUCAGGGUAGACCAGAAAUCCGAGGACGUUGUGAGCACGGUCGCCGCUCACACGGCGUGUUCCUGCCAACAGCAGUCGUGCCCGGCGUGA
Mesitornis unicolor (brown roatelo) is the source of this 1090-nucleotide messenger RNA. Its product is annotated as vitellogenin-2-like. Gene Ontology annotation, molecular function: lipid carrier activity. NCBI's taxonomy places the organism in Eukaryota, Metazoa, Chordata, Aves, Mesitornithiformes, Mesitornithidae. The transcript is spliced from 8 exons. Gene Ontology annotation, biological process: lipid transport. The record is from RefSeq and is a predicted model, not a curated record. The annotation marks the transcript as partial.